Messenger RNA from Myzus persicae (green peach aphid), 2558 nucleotides. RefSeq names its product leucine-rich repeat and death domain-containing protein 1-like. Bases 674 to 2200 code for a protein of 508 amino acids. The transcript is spliced from 8 exons. Gene Ontology annotation, molecular function: protein binding. NCBI's taxonomy places the organism in Eukaryota, Metazoa, Arthropoda, Insecta, Hemiptera, Aphididae. The record is from RefSeq and is a predicted model, not a curated record.
CUUAAAUCGUGAUCUCGGCUCAUGUCUUGACUACACGAAUAGUACAUGAUAGUUAUCGGCUAUCGCAGAUUGUCAGUAUUACUCAGUAUUCAUAAUUAAAUAAUAUCUUAAUUUGUGGACUGUGGUCUGCGGUAUAAUCAGUCGAUUGACGAUUAUGUCUAUACAUCAGCAAUAGCUGUGGGUAGUGGGUACACGUCUGGUACAGACUCGUAUAGUCCGUAGAGAUAAGGCACUAUAUUAUAUUAUUGUAAUCUAUUAGAGAGCAUAGAUAAUAAAAAGAUAUAUAUAUAUUAUCUAUGUUAGAGAGACCCAAUAUAGAUAACAACCGAAUUAUCUUUAUUAUCAAAUUUUCAAAUUUCGUCUUUAUUAUCUACGAGGUAAUACAAAAAUAUACUUGUCUUAAACAAUAUACGAUAAGUCGAUUACAGAGAUACAGAAGUCUUUUUUUCUAUGACUGAAUUAUAGACCCAUAUAUUAUUGAUGAAUAAAUUAUAGAACAUGUGUCCAAAUGUUAUGUUAGAGGUGCCUUAGGUCUAUUUACUAUUGUGACUUGCGAUUAUUGUCUAAUACUACUAUACCAACAUCGAACAAUACUGGUGCUAUUUUUUUGUUGUUGCUUGUGUCGAACGUCGAUCCACUGUUUGAGUACAGUGUUUAUAUUCGUUGAGCAAUUAUGGAGGUUUCCAGAGAAUGCAGUUGCAGCUGCUGUGAUAAAUGUCUGCAACAUCCAACAUUCCAUACUGUCCAGAAAUUGUGCAACAUCAAUGCGUGUUUAGAUAAUUUAACUACACUAGAUAUAAGUUCUAGUAGUAUCUGUGAAGUACCUGAAUUUAUCGUGAAUCUUGUAAAUAUAGUCAAACUUGAUUUAUCAUCAAAUGAAUUGGAAACGCUGCCAUUGUCAUUUAGCAAAUUUCAACAUUUAACAGAUCUCAACUUGUCGCAUAACAAAUUUUCACAAGUUCCCCAGUGUUUAAUUGAUGGGAUGCACUUCUUAAAAACACUUAAUUUAUCUCACAACCAGCUCUCGGAUAUCAGCAUAAAACCAUUUUGUGUUCAACAAUUACUAAUUUUAAAUAUCAGUAAUAAUUCAAAACUGAAUUGCCUUCCACAAUGGUUAUGGUCAAUUGAAUGUAAUUCAUUAGAGUCAUUGGAUAUAUCGUUUACAAAUUGUCUGGACAAUAUUGCAGUGGAUCCUUAUCUGAACAUGUAUGGUAUUGGUAAUCAUCUGAAGUAUUUGGAUUUAUCCAAUACAAAUUCUGAUGUUAGAAAAUUAGAUUUUAUCAAACAUUUAAAAAACCUAAGAAAUUUGGUUUUAGACAACAAAGUUACAAUGAUAAAAAACUGUCAUAAUUACUACUCUGAUGUACCACUAGUGUUUAAUUAUCGAUUUAAAUUUGUUGAUUCUUUAAGUAUGAUCAAUGUCAAUCUAUCAAGCAUCGGAAAAUUUGUUUAUUUCAGUUUGCCUAGUGUACGUUUUUUGAAUUUUUCUAAUAAUUCUAUUGCAUUAUUGCCAGAUUCCUUAAGUGAAUUGACAAACUUGGAAGUCUGUGAUUUUUCGAAUAAUCAUAUUUUAACGAUUCCUGAAAGUUUUAAAAGCUUAAAGAAUUUGAAAAGUUUAAUAUUAAAUAAUAAUUGGUUAUCAACAUUUCCAAAAGUUAUUGAAGACCUAUCAAACCUAGAGAUUUUGGAUUUAUAUGCUAAUAAAUUAGAUACAUGUACAUCAUGGAACAUAAAUUCUAGUAUAAAAUUACUUGAUCUAGAACAAAAUUUAUUUUCUACUGAAGAUAAUAUUUAUUUAAAUAUUAAAGCCAAUUAUUCAGAGUUGUUAAAAAAUCUGCGCUCAUCAAUUACUGAAACUCGUAUUAUAGGACCUUUAUGUUUUGAAGAACUUAAUGAUAUUGAAUCUGAAACAGAAGGAUUCAGUAAUCGGUGGUCAUCAUUGUCAUCGCAUUACUCAGAAGACAGUAUUCACGGAGAAGAGCAAGAAGAUACUUAUUUUAAAGAAGAAGAAUUUUGGGACUGCGGUUCCUAUGAAUUUACAACUGAUUUAUUCGAUCCUAAAAGUUUUGAAUUGAAUUUGAUGAAUGAAUUAAGAAAAUUAGAAAACCCGUUAAAUUUUGAUGAUAAAAAAAAUGUGCGAAAAGUGCGUUUAGCUAAUGAACAUUAUUUUUGUCCUGGUGAUGAACUUCCCAAGACAUAGACUAUUACUAAAUAAUUGUUUAUUGUAAUUUAUAACUAGAACUCAAUCCAACAUAUUUCGAAGAAAGACAUCAUUAUAAAGUAUGUACCAAAACUAAAUUUGAAAUUUGAAGACUUUAGACUGCAAUAAUUAUUUUCUUAUAACAUUUUUUUUUCAUUUCUUAUCUAUUAGGUUUUAAUGUAAUAUUUAAUAUUAAUUUAUGUAUGAUAAAUAUUGAAUAAUUAAAUGUUUUAUCUAUUUGUCUUACUUAGUUCUUAUUUCUUUGACUUUAAAUUGGUGUGUAUAGUUUAAUAUUUAACAAAAUAAUAACUUGUAUAUUAUUUUAUUUAAUAAAAAAUUAUUGCCUGAGUUGAUUUUA